Labrus bergylta (ballan wrasse) is the source of this 2435-nucleotide messenger RNA. The record is from RefSeq and is a predicted model, not a curated record. NCBI's taxonomy places the organism in Eukaryota, Metazoa, Chordata, Actinopteri, Labriformes, Labridae.
AUCUCCUCAAUUUAAAGAGCUUCCACUCAUGGGAAGCUCUGCCAGAGGUGUUCAGUGCACACCCUUACUUGUAAAUAAGACGUUAAGCUAAAGUAGAUGUUGCAUUGUGGAAUUAUAUUAACAUAAGUUUAAAUCAGUCAAAGAACACCAUGGAGACAGCUCGUGACAACAUGACAGAGUUUUGGAAGGAGCACUCAAAGGGCGCCACAGUGGAGGAGAUGAUGCUCGACUCUCGUGCCAAGGAGCUGACCCAGCACGAGCUGCCUGAGAUCCUAUCCAUGCUGCCCUGCCUGGAAGGAUACAGAGUGCUGGAGCUGGGAGCUGGCAUUGGUCGCUACACCAGCCACCUGCUGACCAGGGCCGCUCAUGUGACAGCUGUGGACUUCAUGGACAGCUUCGUGGAGAGGAACAGGCAGGAGAAUGGUCACCAUAGCAACGCUAAAUUUAUCCAAGCUGACGUCACAAAGAUGGACCUCCCCAAAAACAGCAUUGACUUCAUCUUUUCCAACUGGCUGUUAAUGUACCUGAGUGAUGAGGAGCUAGAGUCCUUCAUAGAGAAGACCCUGGGCUGGCUGCGGCCUGGUGGCUUUCUUUUCUUCAGAGAGUCUUGCAACCACCGGUCAGGUACAGAGUGACUCAAAAGAGACUUUAACCCCACCUGCUACCGCACUGACGCCCAAUACAGCCAUCUGGUAUCAUCAGUGCAAGUGGAGCAGACAGAGGGGAACCAAAGGUUUGGAUAUGAUAUUGUGUUGAAAAAGAAAGUCAAAGCCUACAUUGAGAUGAAAAACAACCCAAAUCAGAUCUGCUGGCUACUAGAGAAAGUUCCCCGCUCGUCCGUCACCCAAAACGGAUUCACUACUUUCCAGCAGUUUCUAGACAACCAACAGUAUACCAACCGUGGUAUCCUGCGCUACGAGAAGAUGUUUGGAGCUGGUUAUGUCAGCACAGGUGGACCCAGUACCACCAAGGAGUUUGUGGACAUGCUGAACCUGAAGCCCGGACAGAAGGUCCUUGAUGUUGGCUGUGGUAUUGGUGGAGGAGACUUCUACAUGGCAAAAACCUUUGGCGUGGAAGUGCUUGGCCUGGACCUUUCAGACAACAUGGUGGAAAUUGCCAUGGAGCGAGCAAUUGCAGAAAAGCUGCCUUCAGUCCAGUUUGAGGUGGCUGACGCCACUAAGAGGGUGUUUGCAGAAGGUUCUUUUGAUGUGAUCUACAGUAGAGACACAAUCCUGCACAUAGAUGACAAACUGGCACUCUUCAAACGCUUCCAUUCAUGGUUAAAGCCAGGCGGAAAGUUGCUUAUCAGCGACUACUGCUGCGGUGAAAAGCCCUGGACACCUGUGUUUGAGGCCUACGUCAAACAGAGAGGCUACAUCCUCUAUACUCCCGCACAGUAUGGCAAGUUCAUUGAAGAAGCCGGUUUCAGCAAUGUUAGGGCAGAAGACCGAACAGCCCAGUUCAUCCAGGUGAUAAAGACAGAGCUGCAGAGAUCAGAGGCCAUUAAGGAGGAAUUCAUUGAGGAAUUCUCUGAAGAGGACUAUCUUGCAAUAGUAAACGGAUGGAGUGAAAAACUGGGACGUUCCAACAGUGGAGACCAACGAUGGGGACUCUUUUAUGCAACAAGGGAAUGAGUGAUUGCACAAAGAAUGUAGAUGAUGAUGAAAAUAAGUAAUGCCUUUUCCUUUUUACUUUGUUGUCUGUGCUUUGGACUGAAGCACUUUAUUUCAGUAUGAGUUCAUAAGCAUGUUCAUGUGCUGAAGAAGCAUUGGAAAAAACACAAGAAUUGCAGUAUUAUUAUAGUUAUAUGAUGAAAGAAAGGGCAAAAUGUAACACACAUACACAUAUUAUGAGCUCAACAUUGUUUAAUGUAUCAUUUUAUUGUAUUUAAUUAAAUUCAUAACCCGCUGUUUAAACAUGAAACUGAACAUUUUGUCAUAUCUUGUUUAAAUGGAGCAACACUGAAUAAAACAAUAUUGCUUUAUUGAUUUCUAAAAGGCAUUUUGUAAGACCAUUAAAGACCUAUUUUUGAUCUUUUGAGCAUUUGUUAAGUAUGCUGCAAAUUUAGCACAAGUUUUAUCAUCAGGCAGGAAAAGAAAAAGAAACAAAAGAUUAAAAAAAUGGACCAAUUAUCUUUUUUAGUUAGAUUUCAGAAACAAUCCUUGAACUAUUACCAGAGUCAAAAAUGUCAAGAUCAGUCACAAGAGCAAACUUGUUCAUUAAGUUGCUACUGAUUAGUUUUCAGCAAUAGUUAAUGCAUUUAACUGCAGCACUGUGUGAAAGAGGCCCCUCACAAACUGUAAUAGUCUUCAUCACCUCAGGUUAUUCAGGUUGUGCAACAUGUCGCUCAGAAGCAACGUUUCAAACCUGUGUAAUCCACUAUGUGACCCGAAUGAACCCGAUGUUUUUCUUUCAAAAUAAAAACUUCGAUCUAA